Messenger RNA from Prorocentrum cordatum, 1632 nucleotides. The record is from the annotation of a GenBank genome assembly. NCBI's taxonomy places the organism in Eukaryota, Dinophyceae, Prorocentrales, Prorocentraceae.
GACUGCCACAGCGUGUUCAUCCUCCGCGAGUGGGUCAUCGAGGGCAUGCUUUUCUUUGCGCCCAACGUCGAGGGCGGCCAUGCGUCGCGGAUCCAGGACAGCUUCCUCUUCAGGACAUUUCGGAAGGAUCUGGUCGAGCUCAUCUCGGGGCCGGUGGAGGGCGCCGUGGCCAUGAAGCGCGACGAGGCCAGCGACAGCAAGAAGCGCAAGCAUCAUAAUGCGCAUGCAGGGGGCGAUGCAGACGACUCCAAACGGCGUAGAAUCAACCGCUCCAAGGCGAAGAAAGAUAUCAUGGAACUGGCGAGGCAGUCCACGCUGCAGAUGUCGGUCGACGACGGCGGCAACCGCCGUGAGUUGAACGUGUUCGACGAUGUGACUUGGCAGAUCUUCGGCCCGCUGGACGGCUUGUCCAAAGCAGACUUGAACGUGGUCAAUGUUCGUGAAGCUUUGAGUGCAGUCAUCCGCUUUAUCUUCUCCAAGGCGACGAAGUUCGAGAACGUGGAGUACGACCUGCCGAAGUAUUCUGUCCUGCGGCCGAAGCUUCGCGAGGGCAUCGCCAAGACCCACUUGGACAACAUCAUCAAGCUCAAGGGCAACCCCGCGUCUUCUUCAGAUAACCCGUUGGAGGAUGUCCUUAGGCUUGUGGAGAAGAACUCUGGCGUGUCGCUGUCCCCCGAUGCGCUAGGCGCAGACGCCCAGUCUGCUCCAGCGAGUGCUCCUCGUGACAUCGUGGCCGCAGCCUUCUCUGGGCUUUUGCAGGAUUUCGAGUGGAUCUUUGGACUCGUAGACUUUCUCAAGAUGUUCGAGGUCGGACCUUGCGAUAACCCGAGGCUCAACCACCUCUUCAUCAAAAUCAUGGAGGCUGGCAACCGCUGCAUGCUGGAAGCUACCAAGCUCGUCUCAACGGACAUGUACGUCGAUUGCUUCGCUGGCAUUCUCAAGGACUUAUUUCAAGAUAUGUGGCAGUCGUUCUUGAAUAUUCUUGGCGCGAUGAUCGCGGGGGGGCCUGAGUCGUUUGACAAGUACGCCUUGGGUGUCAUCGAGACUCGUGAGUUCGCGGUCAAGGUUUUCCACAUGCGCGCCGCCCUGGUUGUUGAGGCACUGGCUUCGCAGGCGUGCGGGCAAAGCCGCAUCGCAGAGAAGGGCAUGCAGUCGCACGUGGAGGUACUUCGACUUCUACUCAAUGGAGGGGCCCUUGGCUUGAUGGACCUGUCGCUGACGGAGGCUGAGUACCGCUCGGCGUGGCUCGACAUCCUACGGGCAUGCGGUGAGUCUGACUCUGCUAAGGCUCUGACGGAUGCUGCCAAGUUGGGCCCAUCGGCGAUUCUCGAGGCUCUGGCCAACGUGAUCCCCUGCUCGCGCUUCACCCAGAUCGGCCAGACGCCGUUCAAGAAGCAGAUCGCCUCCGUGGGCGAGGUCGACAACCAGGGCCCCCAGAACCAGCAGGACAACAAGAAGAUCGACGGCGACAAGGGCAGCGACAAGGGCGCGGAGAAGCCUGAGGACUCGAACUCCGUCGAGCCCAUGAACUUUGCUAAGUUCCAGAGCUUGAGUGCGCUGAGGGCGGGAAUACUGCCAGGCCUGGACGCCCCGCUGUCCGCGCCCUACCACUGCUGCACGUUCGCCGAGCAG